Messenger RNA from Myotis daubentonii (Daubenton's bat), 1458 nucleotides. RefSeq names its product chromosome 19 C12orf76 homolog (gene C19H12orf76). NCBI's taxonomy places the organism in Eukaryota, Metazoa, Chordata, Mammalia, Chiroptera, Vespertilionidae. The record is from RefSeq and is a predicted model, not a curated record.
CGGGGCUUCCGGCGGAAGUGGGCUCUGCGGCUGCGAGCUCGGGAAGAUGCUGCGCGCGGUGUGGUGGUGGCUGUGCCUCGGCCUGUGUGGCCUCCUCGUGGGGCGGGCGAAGGCCCCGAGCCCGGUGGAGCCGCUGGAGCCGCUGGAGCAGAGCCGGCCGUACGCGGUGCUGCGGGGGCAGAACCUGGUGUUGAUGGGAACCAUUUUCAGCAUCCUGCUGGUGACCAUGAUCCUUAUGGCAUUUUGUGUCUACAAACCCAUUCGGCGUCGAUGACAGCCGAGCCAGCAAGCGCUCCCAGGAGUGUUUGGGAACAGAAUAAGUUGUGUUGCACAUGGGUCAGUGGAGACGUUGGAGUCCGAACUUUCAUGCUUGGAAAUGACGUUUGGUCUGGACAAUUGGUAAAUGCUGAUUUAGAAAAAACAUCUAGCAGUUUUUUUGUAACAUUGUAAUGCAAAUAAUUGGCCACUGAGUCUGCUUCUAGUAUUUUUUUUUUGUAUGUGGCUUACUUGUUAGUAAGACUUAAAGCUCAGUGUAAAGUUCUGUGUAAAAAUGGAGUGCUCAUGAGAAAGGAAACACAGUAACCUUGUGAGUGAUAUAAAACCACAUUGGGAAGGACCAGUCAUUAAUGUCUGAAAAGAUGAAGAAGACUUAACAUGUAGACAGACAUUCAGUACUUAAGCAGCACUGGUGACAGUAGGUUAAGAAUCACAACGUUUGUAAUUGCACUGAGUUGGCAGAGUACUCUGGUUGCAAAGCAGUGACCACUGUGGGGAGCUUGGGCCGUCAUCCCUCAUCCAGCAUCGGCUCUGCACUCAGGUGCCCCACUGAAGUCAGGGUCACAGCAGGUAGGCCAGUGGUCAUGUGUACGCUUGGGCUGGAAGGCUCUGGGGUUGGACUGAAAAUGUUUCUAGUUGACCCAUCUGAAAAAGAACUACUUGCUGCUCAAACGUGCGGAUCUCCCUGGUACUGCACUUAAAUCUCCAGCCCUUGGCCUGAAACUUGCGGCAGCUUUUCAGAUUUGGAACCUAAGAGACUUCGCAGAAACUCUUUCUCUUGGCCCUGGGUGGGAAGGACUCACUGUACUAGGCAGAGUGGCGAGUGGGUAUGUGUUUACACAAACUUAAUUUCAGCUUUGGAAACGCUGCUGUUUGUUUGCACUGUUGGUGAACUGGAUCUUCCCCCUAUUGAAAUGAUACUUUUGUACUUACAGUGUGGUCAUCAGUAUUUAUUUUAUUUUAAAGGUGCUAAGUUGAAUUGUGUUGUUAAAUUGAAAUGCGUGUCUUGUGCUCCAAACACAGCACGAAUUUUUUUUUAAACCUGCACUUAAUGUGAAAUAACUGAUGUGGGAUCCUGUAACUCUGACUUACGGAUUUUGUUUGUAACCUUAACAUUGAGGCAUUCAAAUGUUAACUGUUCUGUGCUUUUCAGCAAAUGUCUAAAAUUAAAGUUAAAUCUUA